CUUUCGUGUCAGCUGUUUCCCCAAAGCCCCAUCCAUGCGUUGAUGUAACAGUGGCCGGCUGAAAAAAUUUAGGCAUUUAAUGUUAAAUAAGUAAAAUAAUUCAAUUUAAACGACCGUGCCAUGCAAAUUCGUCGUCCGCGAGGUGUCACAGUUCCGCAGUUGAUGGUGGUAACGGCUCUUGGGGUCCUGGGAGGAGUCUACAUUUGGCAGCCACUGAUACUGAAGUACAAAAACGAUAAGAAAUCGGACGGGGAGCCUACCGGAACAGAAGCUACUACUCCGACAAAAUGAGUUUCAUUAAAGGAUUCAAGAAGUUCGCAACGACGACUGUCGGUCUGAUGGCCAUCGGCCUAGGAUCCACUGCCCUACUAUACACCGUAAAUCGCAUAUUUAUACAGCCCCAUCUGAAUCAGAAACGCCGGCUGCAAGCCGAAGCCUGCGCGGAGUACUUGUUCCAACAGGAGUCGCAACACCCAGUCGCCACAUCAAGCUCCAUUCGAAGCGAAUAAUGAGAUGAGAUGGAAUUAACGUGAUUUUACAAAAAUCUUUUUUAUAUACCUAGAAUAGCCGUAGUGUUUAGCAACCAAAUUUCAAAGCAGUAACCAUGGUGAACAAUGGAAUUUUACUUUCAUAAGUCCGUUUUUGCAUAGGCAGGACACCAAUAUUAAUUUCGAGAACUUGGCAUAUUUUCUUAUUUUCAUCAUACUGUAAAACGCUUAGGUUAAUAUCCAAUGAAAUUUUUAUGAAAGAAAUAUGAAUUGAUUAAAUAAAUUGAAUAGCACAAUUGGUUGAAAUAUAAAAAAAAAACAUA
Drosophila ananassae is the source of this 811-nucleotide messenger RNA. RefSeq lists its product as uncharacterized. NCBI's taxonomy places the organism in Eukaryota, Metazoa, Arthropoda, Insecta, Diptera, Drosophilidae. The transcript has 2 exons. The record is from RefSeq and is a predicted model, not a curated record. The coding region runs from base 288 to 509 and encodes 73 amino acids.